Messenger RNA from Haliotis rufescens (red abalone), 1300 nucleotides. RefSeq lists its product as uncharacterized. The record is from RefSeq and is a predicted model, not a curated record. The transcript has 3 exons. Bases 104 to 475 code for a protein of 123 amino acids. Lineage: Eukaryota; Metazoa; Mollusca; Gastropoda; Lepetellida; Haliotidae.
UGUCAGUUCAAACGACGCCAUUUUGUUGUUGACUUCACUACUUCAAUAAUCUUACUCUCCGCUGCAUUUUGCUUUCUGACAGUUUAUCCCGUUUUGGUGAAUCAUGUUUGCGAAUGUAGCAAGCGUGUAUUACCAAGCUCACGAUGAACUAGUCAAGCCAAAGACUCCUCCACCCAGCCUGGCUGUUUCCCAAAUGGACCAUUCCUUCCCAAAUCCACACCCUAGGGUUGAAUCUGAGUUUUGGUCCACCCCCCUGACAUCCCUGCCCAUAACCGAGAUCCCCCUCUCUGACCCAUCCCCUCAGCCAGCCUAUGUUCCCAUUGUCAUCACAGCUGACUUUGUGGAGAUUGAUCUGAGUGACCUUGAUGACACAGAACGCCCUCAGCCCUCUAUGGUGUCUGUGCAGACACAAUCAUUUGUUGCAGCCUGCUGCUCGUGUGUCUUCAGAUGGAUCAAGAAAUUAUUCUUGUGCUAGAUGAACUGUUAAUAUUGAUAUGAAUUAUAGAAAUAGUUUAGAACUUUUUAGAACAACGAUCCUGUUUUAUUACAAUUUGACAAAUCAGUCUUAAGUAUCCAUAAAUUUAAAUAAACAAUUUUGGGCAUGUGAUACAAAGUACAUUGCAAUAAAAUAUAUUUUUUUGUUACUUCUAUCAAUGUUUUGUUAUAGGCUUUAUAAAGUGUGUGUUUGUUCUGUUCUGAAGUGUUUGUUUCAUUCUUGCUUGAAAUUCAUCAAUUACAUUGCAGUAUUCCUGGUUAGAUUAAGACCUCUGUACCUGAUACGUGUCGUAAGCGUCCUUACUUAUUUUUGUGUUUCUCGUCUCCCCCUACCUCCUGAUAUUUGAUAAAGUAAUUGUCACGAAAACCUGCUACAAUUGCAAUCACAUAGACGGUCAUCUAUGUUAUUUAUAAAGUUCGGGGUUGUGCAGCCUUUGUCGUUUAAGUGGACGUAAGUUACUACCACUUUUGAAAAACUCCGAGUAAAAGUGACUUUGUACCAGAAAAGGUCGGUUCAAACCAACACAAACACAUCCCAAGCUGGUUCACUUGCAAUGAUCCAAUUUGGUAACAUUAACAAUGAUUCCAUCUAUACGUACGUAUAGUUUGUCAUUUCAUACUUCAUAUAAAUAUAGAUGAAACUGAUAGGGUAGCCAACCGUAUCGGGCAAAUACCACUAUUACAAAUAUACACCAGUGCAUGCUUCGAUUUACUGUCUUAUCUCCAGAACGUUCAAUACAUUCUAAUGCAUAUUUGCAUAAAACUCAGUUUAAUUCUAUGCUUAUAAAAUAAAAUAGUUCUGGAA